This is a messenger RNA of Orycteropus afer afer, 1623 nucleotides long. The record is from RefSeq and is a predicted model, not a curated record. Lineage: Eukaryota; Metazoa; Chordata; Mammalia; Tubulidentata; Orycteropodidae.
AUGGCUAGUCCAGGAAAAGAUAACUACAGGAUGAAAAAUUAUAAGAAUAAAGCAUUAAAUCCCCAAGAGAUGCGUAGACGAAGAGAAGAGGAAGGAAUACAGCUUCGAAAACAAAAAAGAGAAGAACAGUUGUUCAAACGCAGGAAUGUCUCUCUGCCGAGAAAUGAUGAAUCUAUGCUAGAAAGCCCUAUCCAGGAUCCAGAUAUCAGUUCUACUGUACCCAUUCCAGAGGAAGAAGUUAUUACCACAGAUAUGGUUCAGAUGAUUUUUUCUAAUAAUGUUCAUCAACAGCUAACAGCAACACAGAAAUUUAGAAAACUACUCUCUAAAGAACCUAAUCCACCAAUAGAUCAAGUUAUACAGAAACCAGGAGUUGUACAGAGAUUUGUGAAAUUUCUUGAAAGAAAUGAAAAUUGCACUUUACAAUUUGAAGCUGCAUGGGCAUUAACUAAUAUAGCUUCUGGAACUUUUCUACAUACCAAAGUAGUGAUUGAAACUGGGGCUGUUCCAAUUUUUAUCAAACUCCUUAAGUCAGAACAUGAAGAUGUUCAGGAACAGGCUGUUUGGGCACUUGGUAAUAUUGCUGGUGACAAUGCAGAAUGCAGAGACUUUGUUUUGAACUGUGAAAUACUUCCACCACUCUUAGAGUAAGUCCUUUAUCACAAUUAACUUAAUACUUAUUUUAGAAAUGCUAUAUGGAUUCUUACUAAUUUAACAAGAGAAAAAAAUCUAAACUAUUGCUUCUCUCUUCCCUUCCAGGUUUCACCUUGCUUAAAUGUCCUGUCACGACUGUUGUUUAGCAGUGAUCCAGAUGUGUUAGCAGAUGUUUGUUGGGCCCUUUCUUAUCUCUCUGAUGGACCCAAUGAUAAAAUUCAAGUAGUCAUUGACUCUGGAGUCUGUCGAAGACUGGUGGAACUUUUGAUGCACAGUGAUUACAAAGUGGUGUCACCUGCAUUAAGAGCAGUUGGUAAUAUUGUGACUGGUGAUGAUAUUCAAACACAGGUAAUUUUGAAUUGCUCUGCACUACCCUGUCUGUUACACUUACUGAGCAGCCCAAAGGAGUCAAUUAGAAAAGAAGCCUGUUGGACUGUUUCUAACAUAACUGCUGGAAAUAGAGCUCAGAUUCAGGCUGUUAUAGAUGCAAAUAUUUUUCCUGUUUUGAUUGAGAUUCUUCAGAAAGCAGAGUUUCGAACCAGAAAAGAAGCAGCAUGGGCUAUAACUAAUGCAACGUCAGGAGGCACGCCAGAACAAAUAAGGUAUUUGGUAGCCUUAGGCUGCAUUAAACCACUGUGUGACCUUUUAACUGUUAUGGACUCCAAAAUAGUCCAAGUGGCUUUAAAUGGACUUGAAAAUAUUUUACGCCUGGGAGAACAAGAAUCUAAGCAAAAUGGAAUAAGCAUUAAUCCCUACUGUGCUCUCAUUGAAGAAGCAUAUGGUCUGGAUAAAAUUGAAUUUCUACAAAGCCAUGAAAAUCAGGAAAUUUACCAAAAGGCUUUUGAUCUAAUCGAACAUUACUUUGGUGUAGAAGAUGACGACCCCAGCAUUGUGCCUCAGGUGGAUGAAAACCAACAACAGUUUGUAUUUCAUCAGCAGGAAGCGCCCAUGGAAGGGUUUCAACUUUAA